AUGAGACACAAUAAUACACACUCUACGACAAUCAUCUCAUCUACGGAGCUGGUCCAUGAGCGCUUUAUUCCGUCUCUGCGCACUCUUUCUUUGCUAUCGGGCAUUCUAGUGACGUUCGUAAUUGGUGCAUUAGCUUUUGAGUUCUCGUGUGUUAUGCUGAAUCAACCAGGCGCUGAGAUUGCAAAUAUUAAAAACGUACUAAAAGCGGCAGCUGCUGUAGAAGACGCGGACCCAGCGACAAUUAUUUACUCCAGUGCAUUUUACCCAGAAGAAGUGUUUCAAAUUGAUUGGAGACAGCAAAUUAAGGAAAGCGACCUAUUGCAUCAAGCGGCACUGCAACGAGGCUGUUUGAAGCACAAGAAUAGCAUUAUCUCGUCAGAGUUUGGCAGAACGGAGCAGACCGAGGCACAAAACCUCGUGCUAUUAAUCAAUGAAAGCGAUCCACAACUGUUUGAAAAGCUAAGAAAAUGUCCUGUUGCGGAUGUGUUUGUGCCGGGUGGCUUACGAUCCUUUGGAUAUUGCGAAGACGCUGCAGCGUAUACCAAGUAUUUGAAGGCACGGAUGUUACCAAAGUGGGUGAUGGAGCGCAAGUUUCAAGACGAGUUGAGGAACCGCACUGUCACGUAUCACGAUUUGUGUCCAAAGACGCCUAUGAUCUUCUUUAAUCACUAUUGGGAUAAAGUACCAGACGCUCUAGAUUGGCCCGAAACGAAACCUUUGUACUUGAUGCCCAAUGUGGAGAUGUACGAGCUGGAGAGUGAACACUUUUGGCGAGCGGACGUGAUUUUGUGCAAGACAUUGCUGUGUGCGAGGUAUUUGAGACUGUGGUUCAAGCAAGAGGGUAAUCCUCGAGAAACGAUGGUACUAUACACACGUCACACGACGUCGAACUUGGCGCUAACGUUCAAGAGCCAAUUGACUGCAAGCGAAAUGGAAGCGAGGCCCGAGAAAAAUUUUCGGGAUGUGUCGAUCAUUCAUACAGCAGGUAACAGUGCCUCGAAAGGAACAGAAAGAGUGCUAGAUUGCUGGCUGUCAGAAACGGAUCUGCCACCGCUAGAGCUGUACAUAUCUCAGGAACUAUUUGACAGCAUGUUCUCAAGUAGGUACGCGGAAAGGAUUGGCAAUAGCACGAAAGUCGUACUGCAUGCUGGAGUUGUGGAGCCUGUAGCCUUUGGACGCCUCAUAGCUGAUGCGACGUACUUUAUGUGUCCAAGUGAGCAGGAAGGCUAUGGCCACUACAUUAACCAGGCGCGUUCUUCUCGAGCAUUUAUCUUCACAACCGAUGUUGUGCCUAUGAAUGAGCUGAUCACUCCAUGGUCUGGUGCUCUGAUUAAGGCUAGAACAUUUGCAGAUUCAAAACAGUUCUUAGGUGGCCUUUCCAAUGCGACCCACGCACUACGUGGUGUCCCUGGUUUUAAUGCUCAAUUUGACGGCCGCGCAGUUUGCGAUACAGUGAUGGAAACGCUGAAGAACACAACACCUGAAGAGCGUGCUGAACGAGCUGAUAGGGCUUUGCAGCAGUACUAUUUCGACACGAUUUACUUUGCGCACAAGAUGCAAGAAGUACACAACUUUGCUCGUGCAACAAGCAUAUCCAUUGGUGCCUAG
Messenger RNA from Peronospora belbahrii, 1608 nucleotides. The record is from the annotation of a GenBank genome assembly. Lineage: Eukaryota; Oomycota; Peronosporomycetes; Peronosporales; Peronosporaceae.